CCAGGGGCCCGGGCGGCUCCGACCCCGCGCGCGCGCGCGCGGUCCGGCAGCAGGAAGUGCGGGGCGCUGAGUCGCGGCUCGUAAACGCGGGGCGGACGCGCGGGGCGGCACAAGCAGGGCGCGCGCCGGGGAGCCGCGACUCUUCGGGUGCUCCGGGAGGGCGGCGAUCGACGGCGCCAUGGACCUGGCCGGGCUCCUUGCGGACGAGGAAGGCACCUUCUCGCUCACCGGCUUCCAGGACUUUACGUUCCUCCCAGGCCACCAGAAGCUGAGUGCCCGCCUCCGCCGGAGACUCUACUAUGGCUGGGACUGGGACGGGGAGUGCAGCCUGGAGGAGCUCUCCAGCCCGGUGGCAGACAUUGCUGUGGAACUGCUCCAGAAGGCUGCCCCCAGCCCUAUUCGCCGGCUCCAAAAGAAAUACGUGGCUCAUGUGUCCCGGGAGGCAUGCAUCUCCCCGUGUGCCAUGAUGCUGGCGCUGGUAUACAUCGAGCGGCUCCGCCACCGAAACCCAGACUACCUGCAGCACGUGUCGUCCUCGGAUCUGUUCCUGAUCUCCAUGAUGGUAGCCAGCAAGUACCUCUAUGAUGAAGGAGAGGAGGAGGAGGUCUUCAACGACGAGUGGGGCGCCGCAGGGGGCGUGUCGGUGCUCACGCUGAACGCCCUGGAGCGGGGCUUCCUCAGCGCCAUGGACUGGCGUCUCUACACUGACCCACGGGAGAUUUUUGAGGUGCUGAACUGGCUAGAAGGCUGUGUGGCCGAGCAGCAGGGCCGGCGGCGCGGCUGGUACACCUACACGGACCUCAGCGUGCUGCUGGAGCAGCCGGCCUGGCAGCGGGCCCUGGGCGCCCUGUGCCAGCGGCUGGCAAAGCUGUCCUGCUUGCUGGCCGUGGCCUACGUGAGCAGCGUGGCUCUGGCCGUGGCGUCCGUGGCCGUGCUCCACCAAUCCUUGGGACUCUCCUGCAGCCCGCCCUCCGGCCCCCCGGACCUUGGACUGACCUCCGAGUGCCUUCUGAAGCCUUGCGUCCCCUCUCACGUGUCGCCGUGCCCGCUACCUCCUGCCAACGCCUCCGGCGGCGGCGUGGACAGGCUGCACGCGCUCUGGGGCAGUAUCCUGGCCUCCCUGGCGGCCCCCCCACCGCCCCCCCCAGAGCCCCAUGCCUCCUCAACCCUGCCCCCUAGCUGUCCCCUGUGUCAGAAGUUCCAGAGAAAGUCCCCAGCCUGCCGAGCCUGCCACCCUCCCAACCACACGGCCCCCACUGGACCCCCCAGGCCCUGGGACCACACGAAGGGCCUGGCGCCCCCCUGGCCCUGGAGCCCGUUGCCCCCGCUGCUCCCCCCGCCCCAGCAGUGCUCCCUGUUCAGCCUCAUGGAGCUGGCCCGCCUCAAGUCCUUCAUCUUCCCGGGCUAGGGGAGUCGCCGAGCACUGCGGCAGGAGCGUGGGCUGGGCUGGGGGGUGCAGCCUGUCCACCUAAGGGGCGAAGCUUGGCGUAGGUCCUGCCUCUGGGUCCCUGCCUGUUCCCCGGGCCCCCCCCACCCAGGUGAUGAUGGGGUGCUGGGCCGGGUAUGACGGGGCACCCACUCUUCCAGACCCCUGGGGCUUGGCUCUUGGAGGCCGGGACAGUGUUGGUAGUGGGAAGCUUUCGCAGGGUCCCGGGGGCACCCCGCACAGGUAGCAAAAAAACGCCCCCUCUCAUCUCUGUGCCUCCCCCAGGCUCGGUGGUGGGCUUCUGCUUUUAGAUUCCCUGGGAUUGGAAGGUGGGGGGUGGGGGGAGAAGGGUAGGGGGUGGAGUGGGGGCAGGGGGGGGCCAGCUCUUGGUGACUUGGUGAGGUCCCUGCGGCAGCAAGGCCAGCGGGGACUGAUGGGCCCAAGGCGGGCGGAGUGGGGUGGGCAGCUCUGGCAGAGCCGGGGCCACGGGGACCUUCCCCUCACCCUCGUCUCCCACCCGCUCCCAGGCCUCCUCCCGACUCUUCCUCCCCGGGGACCUCCUUCGGUGUCGUUCUUCUCUCCACAGGCCUCUCUGGCCACCGCUUUCUAUCUGGGUUUUUCACGCUUUUGUAGAACAGGUUUCAAUAAAUGUUUCCGGUUGCAGUG
This is a messenger RNA of Sorex araneus (European shrew), 2092 nucleotides long. It is a transcript of the gene CNPPD1, whose product is annotated as cyclin Pas1/PHO80 domain containing 1. The transcript has 9 exons. The record is from RefSeq and is a predicted model, not a curated record. Gene Ontology annotation, biological process: regulation of cyclin-dependent protein serine/threonine kinase activity. NCBI's taxonomy places the organism in Eukaryota, Metazoa, Chordata, Mammalia, Eulipotyphla, Soricidae. The coding region runs from base 179 to 1408 and encodes 409 amino acids. Gene Ontology annotation, cellular component: cyclin-dependent protein kinase holoenzyme complex; nucleus. Gene Ontology annotation, molecular function: protein kinase binding; cyclin-dependent protein serine/threonine kinase regulator activity.